GCAUGCGCGUCCCAAAUCAAUACACGCCGCCAUUGGUCACACAGUAUCCAAAAUGCAGGCCAAAAUGCAUGUUUUUCUCCUGUUUGUCUGCUUUUACCAUGUACAAGCGAAUUUGGAAGGUCCAUUUUUAUUUUUCGGUCCGAAAUCUUUGGAGAAGUACAAGCGUCCAGCCCUUAGUCCUCUAGAGCAGGAUGACUUGAUGAAAGUGUACGGGGAACAGGCCGCGAUUGUGGUGUUCAAUAACCAGGAUGCCGUGCCGCUGUCCAGUGGAUACUUCCCACGGCUGAGGAAGAUGCUGGAAGGCCAGACAAUGCUGGUCCUGCCACAGGACUUCUUGGACGUGCAUCCGGAUUAUAUUAGCAAUGAGACUCAGGUGCUGACGCUACAAGGGCCGUGGUCGGAGCGAGACGCGCAGAUGACCGAGACUUUCGCGCGGCUCCAGGACAUUUAUGGACCUGGGAAAGUGCUUGGGAUAUUAGGGAACUCAAUGUCACAUAGCCAAGCCUACGACGAGCCGUGGGCCCGGGUGAAGCGACAGCUGACUGAGAGCUCCAGCCCCUCUACGACCACGGAAGAUGAUAGGCCAGCCAAGUCACUGCCUACAUUCGCUCUCUACAACGCAACUGGUCAGCCGGGGAAAAACGCCCUUCUGUAUUCCUCGUCUUGGCCCGAGCUGCGCUGGAAGAACGGCUCGGUGAUGGUGUUCGACACGCCGGUGGGAGUCGCCACCGUCAAGCCCACCAGGUUAUACACCAAUCUGGUGGUAAGAUUCGCUGAUGGAGACUCUAGGGAUAAGAUCACCCUCGAGUUCAGCUUCAAAGAAGCAGCUGGUUGGUGGACGGCCGUCGGGGUGGACGUCAAGUUCGGGCUGGAGAGUACCGGCAUCAGCCUCAAGGCGCCGGCUGCUCCGGACGCGCCCACUGCUGUUCUCGGCAGGUCGUAUCACUGUUCACUGCCGCUGGUGUAUACCUCUGAAGAAGCCACGCUCACUUUGUCUGAUGUUAAAAUGCAGCCGUAUAUGGACAGCACCAAUGAGUUUGAUGAUUCCUUCGACUGCAUAGGAUUCACCACCGUACCUAUUUGGUCUGGCCUAAUGGUUUCCUUCAUAAUGCUGAUCGGUUUGGGCAUCUCAAUCUCCAUGAUCUGGGACAUCAAGACCAUGGACCGCUUCGAGAACACCCGCGGCAAGCAGCUCACUAUCACCGUCAAUGAGUGAAACAACAUUACCAUCCAUAUUAUUUGGUUCAACUUGUUUACAUUCAUGAGAAACGUCAUCAUUUCUUUAUUUUUUUACCUUUAUCGUCGUUUAGUGUUUUUUGUAUUCAUUCAACUCGAAUCAUUAACUAGGAAAGAAAUAAAUAUGUCUACAAUGCUGUAUUUGAAAUGAUAGAUGGAUUGGUAAUGAAUGAUAACGGCAUUAGAUUAAUUGUAGGUUUUGGAACACGCGGAGACUUUCCAAAUUAAUCAAUAACGACAUAUCAUCAAUAGUAUUCUGAUAUGACAGAUAAAAAUAUUAUUAUAUACAAGGUUAUUUGUACAACACCAUUUAUCUAGCAAAACUGGGUACCUAUCAUAUAGUUUGCCAAUAUCAGCUAUUUAAAUCGGUGCUGGUGUUUUACAAGUAAUAAUGAAUCAAUCAACAGCACAUUGAGCUAUCCAAAACCAUACAACGGUUUAAUUUUUUCAAAUUUCAAUUCGUAGAUAUUUCCAUUGCACAGUUUUCAUGCAGGGACUUGAGGUGCGGUUCUACAUCAUGAGCUAGCCCUCAAUAAUUAUACGAAUAAUGAAAUCCAAGAUCCAAGACAAUAUGAAAAGAAUCAUUUGCAAUCUGACUGAUGGGGGAAUCCCAAACCAUGCUCAGAAGGCAUUGAUAUUUAUUUAUCGUUGUAAAUAAGUGAUGAUAUUGUGUAUGAUAUAUUCAGUUAAAGGUGUAGAUAUUUAAGACCUGUUUAGAUCGGAUGUUCAAAAUAAAAAAAUACAUAUCA
This is a messenger RNA of Plodia interpunctella (Indianmeal moth), 1985 nucleotides long. It is a transcript of the gene VhaAC45RP, whose product is annotated as VhaAC45-related protein. The coding region runs from base 53 to 1216 and encodes 387 amino acids. The transcript has 7 exons. NCBI's taxonomy places the organism in Eukaryota, Metazoa, Arthropoda, Insecta, Lepidoptera, Pyralidae. The record is from RefSeq and is a predicted model, not a curated record.